AGAAAAUCCCGCGCGGAUUCCAAAUUCCCACUCUUAACUAAAUUUAAAUCCGAAUAUUCAAAUCCGGAAAAACUAAUAUACGCUCACUCCGCCCCCCAUUUCUUCACCAAAAAAAAAACCCUAGUUCUACUGUUUGGGUUACCGGUUUUGGCCCGGCGAUUUUGCUUCUAGUUCUUGAUUUUUUGUUGUUUAAAGUAAAUUUUUGUUAGUGAUUUUGGUGUAGUUGAUCUGUGAGGUAAAUUUGAAGCUAUGGAUUUCAGAAAAAGGACUAGAAAUGAUGUUGGUGCUAAUGUUAAUGGCGGUGUGAAGAAAUAUAAGCCAGAAAUGGACUCAAUAUCAGGUGGUGUAGGCAGCAAAUCAAAGCCAUGCACGAAGUUCUUCAGCACCGCUGGAUGCCCCUUUGGUGAGAGCUGCCAUUUCCUUCAUUACGUCCCUGGUGGCUAUAGUGCAGUGACCCAGAUGAUGAAAUUGACACCAGCUCCAUCUUUGAGAAAUGCUGCAGCUCCCCCUAAUUCCAAUGGAAAUGCUCCUUCUAUGAAAACCAAACUUUGCAACAAAUUCAACACGGUGGAGGGAUGCAAGUUUGGAGACAAAUGCAAUUAUGCUCAUGGGGAGUGGGAAAUUGGAAAGCAUACCAUUCCUUCACAAGAGGAUCCACGUGCCAUGGGGUUUGGAUCUAUGCCAGGUCGUUUUGGUGGUGGGCGGGGGGAACCUGCUAUCUCAGGACCUGCUGCUAGCUUUGGUACAUCAGCCACUGCAAAGAUCAGUGUGGAUGCUUCCCUGGCUGGAGCCAUCAUUGGGAAGGGUGGAGUGAAUUCUAAACAGAUUUGUAGGCAGACAGGAGCCAAGCUGGCAAUCCGUGAUCAUGAAGCAGAUGCAAAUCUCCGAAACAUAGAGUUAGAGGGCACGUUUGAACAAAUUUCCCAGGCCAGUGCCAUGGUAAGGGAGUUGAUCAACAGCCUUGGUCCUGUAGGUGGCCCUGGAAGAACACAUGGAAAUUCUGGUGGCCCGGCUCCUCCAAUGAACAACCUCAAGACAAAGUUGUGUGAGAAUUUUGCUAAAGGGUCUUGCACAUUUGGAGACAGGUGCCACUUUGCUCAUGGUGCUGCUGAAUUGCGGAAAACAGGAGAGUGACUGUAAUAGUUCACUUCACUUUUUGUAGUACCUAGCUCUUUAGAACGCCCAGUUGUGUGUCACAUUGUAUGAUUCUUCUUAAUUUUGGGCUCAGGUUAUGAAAUGCAACUUCGUUUGAGGAAUUGAGCUUUAUUUUAGUAUUCAGGCAGGGUUUUUGACAUUUUAUAAAAUCAGAAAUUGUAGUUGCAGUAAUGAAUGUUUGUGUUAGAAGUUUAUUUUCUCUGAUUUCCUUUGA
Molecule: messenger RNA, 1369 nt
Organism: Solanum verrucosum
Lineage: Eukaryota; Viridiplantae; Streptophyta; Magnoliopsida; Solanales; Solanaceae
Product: zinc finger CCCH domain-containing protein 14-like
Exons: 3
Coding region: 250-1134 (294 amino acids)
Molecular function (GO): metal ion binding; mRNA binding
Source: RefSeq, a predicted model, not a curated record